This is a messenger RNA of Eucalyptus grandis, 2145 nucleotides long. Its product is annotated as probable U3 small nucleolar RNA-associated protein 7. NCBI's taxonomy places the organism in Eukaryota, Viridiplantae, Streptophyta, Magnoliopsida, Myrtales, Myrtaceae. Gene Ontology annotation, molecular function: protein binding. Bases 216 to 1829 code for a protein of 537 amino acids. The transcript has 8 exons. The record is from RefSeq and is a predicted model, not a curated record. Gene Ontology annotation, cellular component: nucleolus; 90S preribosome; small-subunit processome. Gene Ontology annotation, biological process: maturation of SSU-rRNA from tricistronic rRNA transcript (SSU-rRNA, 5.8S rRNA, LSU-rRNA).
CUCUUCAGUACUUCAGCUAAAACCCAAAACCCUAAUCAUCUCCUCCGAUCACCUCCUCCUGCGGUGCGCUCGCCGCCGGCGCAAACGAAAACCGCGCGAAAGAUUGGAUUCGCCUCGUUGAAGGUGAAGUCAAGCGCUCUUCCGGUGGUGGGUCGGUUGCUAAUUGGGUUGCUGUUUACCUGCGCGCGCAAAGCGGUAAGAAGUGCGAAGCAGGAAUGAUGGAGGAGAAGCAAGAAGCCGGCGCUCCGGACAAGAUCAAGCCUCCUACUGAACCGGAGGAGUCUGGCGAAUUGGAAACGCGGAUUAAGAAAUAUCUGAGAGGUGAUGGUGCUAAUUUAGAGGCUUUGCGAGACAAAAAAUUGAGGGGCCAGCUUACCGUUAGAGAAAAGUUAUAUGGGAAAUCUGCAGAAGCAGCUGCCAAGGCAGAGAAGUGGCUUAUGCCUAGUGAGGGAGGCUAUCUGGAGGCUGAAGGUAUAGAAAAAACAUCAAGAAUCAGGCAAGAAUCAAUUGCUCGUGAAGUUGAUAUAUCUAGCUCAAGAAAUCAGUAUGACAUCGUCUUACCAGAUCUUGGUCCUUACACUUUGGAUUUCACCUCAAGUGGUCGGUAUAUGGCAGCAGCUGGACGCAAGGGCCACUUAGCUAUUGUAGACAUGAAGAACUUGAGCCUGAUUAAAGAAAUUCAGGUUAGAGAAACUGUACGUGAUGUUGUCUUCUUGCAUAACGAGUUGUUCUUUGCUGCAGCGCAGAAGAAGUACCCUUAUAUCUACAACAGGGAAGGUAUCGAAUUGCACUGUUUAAAGGAACAUGGAGCAGUGCUUAAGCUUCAAUUUCUGAAAAACCAUUUCCUCUUGGCAUCCAUAAAUAAAUCCAGCCAGCUUCAUUAUCAGGAUGUUACGACGGGGUUGAUGGUUGGCAACUUCCGGACUGGUUUAGGUCGUACAGAUGUAAUGCAGGUGAAUUCCUUCAAUGGGGUUGUUGCUUUAGGCCAUUCAGGUGGGACGGUAACUAUGUGGAAGCCCACCACUUCAGCUCCUCUUGUCAAGAUGCUGUGUCAUCGCGGCCCCAUAUCAGCAUUGGCAUUCCAUCCUAACGGCCAUAUCAUGGCAACUUCUGGCAAGGAAAGGAAAAUAAAAAUAUGGGAUUUGAGGAAGUUCGAGGUUCUUCAAACUUUGCCUGGCCAUGCGAAUACCCUGGAUUUUAGUCAGAAGGGUCUGCUUGCUGCUGCAACUGGAUCAUUUGUGCAGAUCUCAGGAAAUUUCUCAGAAUCUCAGAGCUACAGCAGAUACAUGACUCAUUCCAUGGCGAAAGGGUACCAGAUAAAUAAACUCUUGUUCCGUCCAUAUGAAGAUGUCUUGGGCAUAGCUCACUCCAUGGGAUGGUCUUCUAUUCUAAUUCCGGGAUCAGGAGAACCUAACUUUGAUUCUUGGGUUGCAAAUCCAUUUGAAACAUCUAAGCAGAGACGAGAAAAGGAAGUGCGCUCUCUUCUUGACAAACUUCCUCCGGAGACCAUCAUGUUGGAUCCAUCAAAGAUUGGCACGGUGAAGCCACCAAGUAGAAAACAGAAGCCUACGAAGCAGGAGAGAGAAUCGGAGAUGGAAGCCGCCGUUGCAGCUGUCAAGGACAUGCCGAUGAAGAAGAAAACAAAGGGGAGGAGCAAACCGAGUAAGAGUGCGAAGAAGAAGCAAGAAAUUAUUGCGAAAACCAAGAGGCCUUUCUUGGAACAACAGACGAAAGAAGAGGAAGCAUUAUCUAGAAAGAAGCAAAAGAUGAGUGAGGAAGCUGAACUGCCAAAGUCGUUGCAGAGAUUUGCUCGGAAAAAAGCAACAUGAUCCACUCCUCCUCCAAUUUUAAGGGUAAAUGUUCAGUGAUGGUGUAGCUCAAAAUUUUGUUUUCUUUACCAUUGCAAUGGUGUCUGGAACAAUAGUCCAGUUCUUUCUUUGUUUUUCAUAGUCUUCCCUGUUAAGGCCUGGCUGUGCCACAAGGCUCAUUGACUCGAUCAAUUUUGUUGUAGAGUAUAAUUAUUUGCUGUGUCCAGCUGCAAUAGGUAAUGAUUUCAGCAAAAUUCCUUGCUAUUGACAACUUCAAAUGGGUGAAAACGUUGGUGUAUGCAUCGUCGGCAAGUGUCUUGCUCGCACUUGUAUCGAA